Molecule: messenger RNA, 369 nt
Organism: Cyclocybe aegerita
Lineage: Eukaryota; Fungi; Basidiomycota; Agaricomycetes; Agaricales; Hemipholiotaceae
Source: the annotation of a GenBank genome assembly
AUGACUUCGAAACCCCAAAAUCGAGAAACUACCGCCGUAGAGGAGCCACAGCUGCCGUCAUCUCCUGUGCUGAAUUUCUUGAGCCAUUUCUACGAGCUCCAUUCGCCUCCUUACGACGCGUCGUCGCAGAAGACGGAGGACUUCCGGCCAAACAUUGCAUUCGCGUACAACGCUGACGUCGAACCUGAAAAUAUCAGCGUCACAGAGCACCACACGUUCACCGUGUCCAGCACUGCUGAGGUCGAAGAAGAAAAAGGCUUUUACUCGACAGUGUACGCCGCCGCUUCCAAGAAGGUCAAAACCCUGGCUGGUUACAUCAAAUCCGCCAGCCGCUUCUGCGGUUUCUAUUCGUCGUCGAUGGUCUCUUAG